Messenger RNA from Penicillium cinerascens, 1731 nucleotides. RefSeq lists its product as uncharacterized. Lineage: Eukaryota; Fungi; Ascomycota; Eurotiomycetes; Eurotiales; Aspergillaceae. The coding region runs from base 1 to 1731 and encodes 576 amino acids. The transcript is spliced from 2 exons. The record is from RefSeq and is a predicted model, not a curated record.
AUGAGCUGGGACCGAGUGAUCCAGGACUCCGAUGAGGACGAGCCCCUCAUCGGGGAGGAUAUCUCGACCUCCAACGACCCGCUUCAGGGCCGCGGGUCCCCCAUCCGGCAACACUACAACCACGGCGCGAACUACCAAGAACAUUACCCAAUCGAGCACCAAGAUGUCAGCACAGAGCCACAAUUGAGCGUUAAUUUCGACCAGUUCCUGCAGUCUCAAGAGGGUCCACACACGACUCUCAAUUCAUCGCAGCAGCGGCGCGAAGAAAGGUGGAUUCCUUCCACUGGUGAAGGCGGGGUCGGAUCAAUUGGUGCAAUGAUGACGGAAAUCGGGCUUGCACAGCAGCGACUAUUCGACGAUGAGGCCUCUAGUGUUGCCCAACGUCUUCCCUCCACAGCGACCGCGUACUCGAGCGAAAUCUCUCAGCCGGGUUCUUUCCCUACCGGUCCAAACUACACGUACCAACAGCCGAACGAGGUCGCCAAUGGCGUAUCUAACCCUGUGAAAAAGGUGGUCUAUCCCUCAUAUGAGGCGACGCAGCUUGUCCCGUCGGUUCAGUCGGUCCAGGCACACGGCUACGAGUACAGUACUCCUGCGGCGUCGACCACCGUCGAUUCUCCUCUUGGAGGGUAUGGGGAGACCAGUUCAUACCCUCCAACUAUUCAAACCUCUGGUGGCUCGCGCGCACACCCGUCGCAAAAGGCCCCCCAGAGGUCCAAGUCUCUGCAGUCACAGCAGUAUUCUCCACAUGACACGGAGCCAAUGUCAUCUGUGACGUCGCCGGGGGUGAGUCGCACGAAGAGCGACAAUGUCAGGUCAGGUCUCAUGUCUCCACGGUACUCCGAGCUCGAUACACACGACGAACUUUCUUUGCCCGCUGUGUCUGUGGAGGUAACUACGGUUAAGAAGCGUGGACCUCCGAAGAUGCAUUCGGUGCCGGAUAACGACGACGAUGAUGAACUAGCCAUCAUUCAAUCUGGAUCUGGUCAGAGCAAGCCCGAGAAACGGAAGCCGGGACAGCCUCCCAAAGCCGCAUGUAUUGGGGACGCUGCAUUAAACAAUACAGUAGCUGCGGGCGCUGAAAUUCCUGCCGCAGAUGGGGUUACAGUCACAGAGCCUGAAGUCCCUGUAAAGGCCGUUCCGAAGGAAACCAAGAAAAAGAAGGUCAGGAGAAGCAAGACCGCGGAUGCGUUAAUGCAGAAGAGUCGCAUGGCGGAUGAGGACGAUGUCAUCUGGGUAGACUCAAGGCCCAUUCAGGUGGAGACCAACAAGCCUGACGCACCUCCAUUAGGAGAGACUCCCAUCACCGAAGACAAAUCUCAAUCCAAUCAACCGGAAGAAAAGCCAGCACCCAAGAAACGAGGACGCAAGCGGAAGAUGGUAUCCGAGCAACUUACCACCGAAGCCGAAUCUUCAAAAGAGAACCAAGCUCCAGCUGCUCCAGCUGCUCCCGAAGUCCCCAUGGGAAAAGCCGCAGAACCAACCCCCGAACCUCCAAUCCUUGAGCCUCAAGAACCCGUCCCAGCUAACAGCGCAGAACAAACACCCCAACCGGACGUACCCAGCAAACAACAAACCGAUGCUCUUCCACAAACACCUCAAGCAGACACAAAGACCCGCAAAGGACCGGGCGCACACAGUCCGAUUUCGUCGACGAGUAAGGUGCCAUAUCGAGUGGGACUGAGUAAAAGGGCGCGAAUUGCGCCUCUCCUGAAAGUUGUGCGGAAAUGA